Molecule: messenger RNA, 2219 nt
Organism: Seriola dumerili (greater amberjack)
Lineage: Eukaryota; Metazoa; Chordata; Actinopteri; Carangiformes; Carangidae
Gene: atp6v1c1b
Product: V-type proton ATPase subunit C 1-A-like
Exons: 13
Coding region: 211-1359 (382 amino acids)
Biological process (GO): proton transmembrane transport
Cellular component (GO): lysosomal membrane; vacuolar proton-transporting V-type ATPase, V1 domain
Molecular function (GO): proton-transporting ATPase activity, rotational mechanism
Source: RefSeq, a predicted model, not a curated record
CGCACUACUUCCCCCCCGGUCAGCUGACUGUGAGUGAGAUGUUGUGUUGAAGGACCUCUGAGGCGAAAACCUGCUAUUAUCUGCGCUAUGUAUGGGAAGCUGCGAUUACUUGACUGAAUUACAGCGUGUGGACCAAACACUGAAGGCGUUAAACACAUCGUGACUUCCUUACACUCGAGGCCCGGUGGACAAACUUUCCUGCCAGCAGCCAUGACAGAAUUCUGGUUAAUCUCCGCUCCGGGGGAGAAGACGUGCCAGCAGACCUGGGACAAGAUGAUGGUCGCCACCUCACGCACCAACAACCUCUCUACCAACAACAAGUUCAACAUCCCUGACCUCAAGGUCGGAACACUAGACGUCUUAGUGGGUCUGUCGGAUGAGCUGGCUAAACUGGACACUUUUGUGGAGAGUGUGGUGAAGAAGGUCGCUCAGUACAUGGCUGAUGUUCUGGAGGACAGCCGAGACAAAGUCCAGGAGAAUCUACUGGCUAAUGGAGUUGACCUGGUCACUUAUAUCACCAGAUUUCAGUGGGACAUGGCAAAGUACCCAAUCAAACAGUCUCUGAAAAACAUCUCUGAGAUCAUCUCCAAGCAAGCGACUCAGAUAGACAACGACCUGAAGGCCAGAGCUUCGGCCUACAACAAUCUGAAGGGAAAUUUGCAAAAUCUGGAGAGGAAGAAUGCGGGGAGCUUGUUGACCAGGAGUCUGGCUGACAUCGUGAAGAAGGAGGACUUUGUACUGGACUCAGAGUACCUGAUUACCAUGCUGGUAGUCGUCCCAAAGACGGGCUACACUGACUGGCAGAAGACGUAUGAAACGCUGGCAGAAAUGGUUGUACCACGCUCCACUAAGCUGCUGUUUGAAGACAACGACAGCGGUCUGUUCAGUGUCACUCUCUUCAGGAAGGCUGUGGAUGACUUCAAGCACAAGGCCAGGGAAAACAAGUUUACAGUGCGUGAUUUCCAGUACAAUGAGGAGGAGAUGAAGGCAGACAAAGAAGAGAUGACACGUUUGUCCACUGACAAGAAGAAACAGUUUGGGCCUUUGGUACGAUGGCUGAAAGUGAAUUUCAGUGAAGCCUUCAUCGCGUGGAUUCACAUAAAAGCCCUGCGUGUGUUUGUGGAAUCAGUACUGAGAUAUGGGCUACCAGUCAACUUCCAGGCCAUGCUGCUUCAGCCCAACAAGAAGAACAUGAAGAAGCUGAGGGAGGUGCUGUAUGACCUGUACAAACAUCUGGACAGCAGUGCUGCCAUCAUUGAUGCCUCCAUGGACAUCCCAGGUCUGAAUUUGAGCCAGCAGGAAUAUUACCCCUAUGUUUACUACAAGAUCGACUGCAACCUGCUGGACUUCAAAGUCUAGAUACAUUGCCAUCAUCAUCAUCAUCAUCAUGUGCAGUAGUGUUCUGGUGUGACUCCGUCACAUCACCAAGCUUUAAUUUAUUUCCACACCCACUCUGUUUUCCUGAUUUUCUCACUGUCUGCGUCCCCCCCCCCCGCUUAUGUUCCUGGCACAUCUGGCACAUUCCUGGGUCUAACCAGAAUAAGUUGUUAGGAAUCAGAACUGAUUGGUGACAGUAAGUAAGGUCAGAUAGAUUACAGAGGUAAACUGUCUCCAGUCAUAACUUCUGUUCUAAUACACUUGAAUAUGGGAACGCUCCUCUGUUGUCACUUCCUCUUUGUAUUACGCUGUAAAAGUGAACAGCUUCACAGUGUACUCCCACCAAAAUGGUUGACAUUCCCUUGUGGCAUCAAAGGACUUAUACUGCAUUUUCAUUGUCACCCCCCCCUCAUUCUACUUUAUUUAAAGUAACAUGAAUGGUACAUAUGUGGGGGAAGUGGGGGGUGGGGUGGGGUGGGGGGGAGAUAAAUGUAUGUUAAAUAUUGUAUUUAUUUAAAGACUCUAAAAUCAGUGAAUGUGUUUUUGUUUGUUCAGUUUUUGAAGGUGAUGUGUUUUUAGCUCCAUGUAAGGAAUGUCUGUUUACAAGUAGAUGUUGACCACGGUUUCCCCCUCUCCAGCUAUUAUCCUGUGAAAUACUGAAACUGCUCAUUUUACAGUAUAAAGAAGCAAUAUGUUUGCUGCUCGUAUGCUCCUUUUGAUUUCUGUAUAUUAGCAAUUUUAAGAAUAACUAUGAUAGGUCUAUGUGCAAAUACUGUAUUGUCAGUAUAACUGAAAAUUGAACCACAUAUAUUUAAAGUAAAUGUGAAAAUAAAUACUCUAUG